This is a messenger RNA of Maniola jurtina (meadow brown), 536 nucleotides long. It is a transcript of the gene Uccr, whose product is annotated as cytochrome b-c1 complex subunit 7-like. Gene Ontology annotation, biological process: mitochondrial electron transport, ubiquinol to cytochrome c. Bases 146 to 472 code for a protein of 108 amino acids. The record is from RefSeq and is a predicted model, not a curated record. Lineage: Eukaryota; Metazoa; Arthropoda; Insecta; Lepidoptera; Nymphalidae. The transcript has 3 exons.
AUGUAAUCACUACGAAAAAAGCUGUCAAUUUUUCGGGAGUGAAUUUCCAUUCCAACAGUUUCAAUUUAUUGCGAAAUUGGUACUGCAACUUUUAAGCUUUUGAUCCUUACCUAUUACACGUACAGAAAAAUACAAUUUCUUUAAAAUGGCACUAAGAACUACUGCCGUUCUUCGUAGUAGCCUGAACAAAUGGGCUUAUAAUUUAUCAGGAUUUAAUAAGUACGGUCUACAACGUGAUGACUGUUUGUACGAGACAGAGGAUGUUCAGGAAGCACUACGCCGUCUUCCUGCCCAUGUAGUUGACGAGCGUAACUUUAGAAUGAUCCGCGCUAUGCAGUUGUCAAUGCAAAAGAUCAUUCUACCUAAAGAAGAGUGGACCAAAUAUGAAGAAGAUAAACUUUACCUGUCACCAAUUGUAGAACAGGUCAAGAAAGAAAGAGAAGAGCGUGAAAAAUGGGAGAAAGAAUAUUAGCUUUCUCAUCUCUGAUAAAUUAAUAUUUAAUUACAUAAUUAUUUAAUAAACUUAGCUGUAUUCA